Fraxinus pennsylvanica is the source of this 552-nucleotide messenger RNA. The record is from the annotation of a GenBank genome assembly. Lineage: Eukaryota; Viridiplantae; Streptophyta; Magnoliopsida; Lamiales; Oleaceae.
AUGGACAUUCUAUCUACAAAGAUUUUCUGUGCAAGUAGAAUAACUGCAAGAAUAAAGGAAGCCAUCAAAUUGCCUGAUGAUGAUGGGCGGCUGAUUGGGCUAGAAUAUAUAGUAUCAGAGGAACUUUUCUUGACACUGCCGGAUGAUGAGAAGAAAUUCUGGCACUCCCACGAAUUUGAGGUGAAGAGUGGGGUUCUGUUCAUUCCCGGAGUUCCCGGCCCAGUCCAGCGCCAGGAAUUAGAGAAGGUUGCCAAGACUUAUGGCAAAGUGAUUCACUUCUGGCAAGUUGAUAAAGGUGACAAACUUCCCCUUGGAAUUCCACAAGUUAUGAUGGCUCUCACUAGGGAUGGCCAGCUCUAUGAGAAUCUUGUCCAAGAUGUUGAAAACCGUUAUAAUAUUUCCUUUGAGAAGGAGAAGGACAAUCGAGCAUACAUUAAGGGCCCUUCCCAUGGAAUACAUCCAAUGGCGAAUGCAGGUGGCAAAGGGCUGCAAACAGUGUUGAGGGAAGUGGACUGCUGCAAGGAAGGGAAGUCUACUCGAGUCUUUGUGUGA